This is a messenger RNA of Amborella trichopoda, 3699 nucleotides long. RefSeq names its product DEAD box RNA helicase family protein. Lineage: Eukaryota; Viridiplantae; Streptophyta; Magnoliopsida; Amborellales; Amborellaceae. Gene Ontology annotation, molecular function: nucleic acid binding; protein binding; ATP binding. The record is from RefSeq and is a predicted model, not a curated record.
UCGCCCCGUUCCCUGCAGUUGAAGGGAAUUACGAGAGAGAGAGAAAGGGUUCAUUUCUGGUUGUCUCCUGUUUCUCUUUCUAGCCUUGCGCUUUCUAUCUCCCCUUUGAAGCCCUAAUCUGGAGCGCUCUAGGUUUUAGGGUGAAGCCUUCUUCCAUUUCAUUUGGUUCUCAGAAGGCUUAGAAACCCUAAGCGUUGCGUGGUUGAAGGAUGGAGAGCGUGGCUUGAUGAUCAUCUAGGGUUUCUAAGAAUCUGCGGUGCAAGGAUUUUUAGCUUGGAUAAAGCUCUUGUAUUUGGAGAGUUCAGGGUUUUUCUUUCCAGGAGUUGCGUCGUUACGAGUCAUUUUUUUUUUGGGGAACCCUCAAUCCUGCAUGAUCUAGGUUUUGGCUCUUUUGGGAAAUCCUCAGUUCUUUGUUUCCCAGAUCUCAAGUGUUGGUUGCAGAAACCUAAGAUCUCUAGGAUUUGAAACUUCUGGUGUUGUAAUACCCAGGUUAUAGGUUUCCCUGGUAUUAGUUCCUUGCGAUUUGAAGCUUUUGUGGAUCUUAAUUCCUGUGUUGUCUAAGGUUCGUGGCAGUUUGUCACAGGAGCCUUGUAAAAUUUGGUUUUUAAAAGUUUUGAAGCCAUAUCAAAUUGCAGUAUCCAGGUUCUCUGUGCAAAUUUUCUAUCAUACUUUCCACUUCCUCAAAGAAGCCACCAAAUUCAUUUGGGUUUUUCCUUUUGUCCGUUUACCUCUGUGCUUGUUGGUCACCUCUGUGCUUGUUGGUCGAGCAAUUGGAAAAUGGCAACUGCUUCUGCUGGUCCACGCUAUGCACCUGAAGAUCCAACCCUCCCAAAGCCAUGGCGAGGCCUGGUUGAUGGUAGCACCGGUUAUUUGUAUUAUUGGAACCCUGAAACCAAUGUGACCCAAUAUGAAAGACCAGUGGCUCCAGCUCCUCCAUUACCAUCAGGGCCUCCACCUCAAGGUGCCCCAAAGAUCGCCUCUAUCCCGGUCUCAUUGGUUCAGCAACAAUCAGGGCCACCAAAUCAACAGAUGGGUGGUGGAUCAUCGGAUUAUGGGCCGCAAUCGGUGGGUGGUGCCCCAUCUGGUCAUGGACAACAGAUGAUGGUGGGUCAGGGUGUGAUGGGAAGUAACGGGAAUGAUAGAAGGGCUGGGGAUGAUGGGCGACGUAAUGGUGGUAUGGAUCCUGGCAUGAUGAUGGGGCAUCAACCGAAGCUUGCUGCAAUUCCAAUGGCUCGGAACCAGCAGCAUCAGGUGAUGAGGCAUGGGGGAGUUCAUCAACAAAAUGGACCAUCUGUCCCUUCCAAUGGAUCGAGUUCUGCUAUGGGACAUGUGGCGCAUAAUAUGUAUGCUCAUGGGCCCAGUUCUCAAGCAUACUCUAAUAACCAACCAAUGAGAUCAUCUACAAGAGAUACAAGUUCUCUUACUCAUGAGGGUUACCGUCGUCAGCAUGAGAUAACUGUUAUGGGAGACAAUGUACCGGCACCUUUCAUGACAUUUGAAUCUACUGGUUUCCCUUCUGAGAUCCUGAAAGAGGUACAGCAUGCCGGAUUUUCCUCUCCCACACCAAUACAGGCACAGACAUGGCCAGUAGCCCUUAAAGGUCGGGACAUAGUAGCCAUUGCUAAGACAGGGUCAGGGAAGACCCUGGGUUACCUAAUCCCAGCCUUCAUUCACUUGAAACGCUUGCGAAUGGAUCCUGGAAUGCGGAUUGAUCCACGAAUGGGCCCUGUUGUGUUGGUGCUAUCUCCAACGAGGGAGCUUGCAACACAGAUCCAAGAUGAAGUUGUGAAGUUUGGUCGUUCAUCCAAAAUCACAUGCACGUGUUUAUAUGGGGGAGCUCCCAAGGGCCCUCAGCUGAAGGAUGUGGACAGGGGCGUGGACAUCGUUGUUGCAACACCAGGGCGACUAAAUGACAUACUAGAGAUGAGGAGGGUGAGCCUGAAGCAGGUAUCAUACUUGGUACUUGAUGAGGCAGACCGUAUGCUUGAUAUGGGUUUUGAGCCCCAGAUUCGAAAAAUUGUUAAGGAAAUACCCCCACGCCGACAGACACUCAUGUACACUGCAACAUGGCCCAAAGAGGUUCGUAAGAUUGCUGCCGACUUACUGGCACGUCCCAUCCAGGUUAAUAUAGGAAACAUGGACGAGCUUGCUGCAAACAAAUCUAUCACUCAGUAUGUGGAAGUGGUGAUGCCCAUGGACAAGCAGAGGCGGCUAGAGCAGAUCCUGCGUUCGCAAGAGCCAGGUUCGAAGGUCAUUAUCUUCUGCUCAACAAAGAGGAUGUGCGAUCAACUCGCUCGCUCAAUCUCCCGUCAGUUUGGUGCUGCAGCCAUACAUGGAGACAAGUCUCAGGGGGAGAGAGAUUGGGUCCUUAACCAAUUUCGCAAUGGCAAAUCUCCUAUCCUUGUGGCCACGGAUGUUGCUGCUAGGGGUCUUGAUAUUAAAGAUAUCAGGGUGGUGAUCAACUAUGACUUCCCUACAGGCGUCGAGGACUACGUGCACCGUAUUGGUCGCACAGGCCGUGCAGGAGCCACAGGUAUUUCAUACACCUUCUUCUCUGACCAGGAUGCCAAGUACGCGUCUGACCUCAUCAAGGUCCUUGAGGGUGCCGGCCAGCGUGUCCCUCCUGACAUCCGCAACAUGGCUUCCCGUGCUUCUUCCCACCUCGGCAAGCGCAACCGGUGGUCUGACAAUUCUCGUGGUGGAGGUGGACCUGGCAACAGGGGUGGAGGCGGACGUAGUGAUCAUCGUGGUGGAAGUGGAGGGCGGGGCCCACCAGCUUGGUCAGACAGGUCACAUAACGAGGGAGGUAGCAGUCGGGGUCGACAUGAAUGGGGCCAAGGCCGAAGUAGGAGCCGCAGCCGUAGCAGAAGCCCAGGCAGGUCCCGCAGUGCGUGGGGUGGCGGUAGCAGUGGUUAUAACAAUAGUAGUAAGUCGAGGAGUAGGAGUAGGAGUAGGAGUAGGAGUCGGAGCAGGAGCCAUGAGAGGGGGGGUUUUGGUGGUGGCAAUAGGUAUGGAGGUGGUGUUGGGGGGGACAUCAGGGAAAGGUCAUCUCCGCCUUCAAGGAAAGAUGGCACUCCUCUCUUUGUUAGAAGGGAUAUGGAAAGGGCACAGUCACCUCCAAAUGGGGAUGGAUUAGGGGCGACAAGGAAGGAUGGUUUAGGGUCUUCACCGGCAUGUGAUGAUGAUGUUGGACAGGUGAGGGGGGGUGAUGGGUGGCAGGAUUCACCUCCUUAUGCGGAGGGUUCUUUCCAUGGUGGGGAUGCAGUGGAUGAUGAUUUGCCAGAGGUGGUGCCUGUGGUUCCAGGACUGGAGUCGGAGGCAGUUGCCUGAGCUCUUCCGAGCUUCAGAUUCUCAUCUGAUUAGCUUGAUUUUGCAUAGAGUCCUUAUCUGAUAUAGUUUCUUAACUCUCUGGCUUGCUUCUUUUCAUUGAAUUCUGAUCUUGCUUGGCUGGAAUCUGACCCAGCUAAAUGAUUUUGGAUCUCAAAACCCUUUUUUUUUCGUUUUGGGAUGAAGUUGUAAUUUUUGAUAUUUCCUGAGCUUUGGAGUUCUCGAAGUUUGGGGGAAGGAAUGGGGUGGACAGAUGGUUUAUGUCUUUAUAACACAUAUAUGUAAUUGGUAGAAGAAUUACUGUUCCUCUCAUAUUUGUCAUUGCCUUACAUAAAGACUCGGGUGAACCGGCCUGUCUUGGAUCCUUGGAAA